Molecule: messenger RNA, 4614 nt
Organism: Silurus meridionalis
Lineage: Eukaryota; Metazoa; Chordata; Actinopteri; Siluriformes; Siluridae
Gene: dsela
Product: dermatan sulfate epimerase like a
Exons: 2
Coding region: 922-4545 (1207 amino acids)
Molecular function (GO): chondroitin-glucuronate 5-epimerase activity
Source: RefSeq, a predicted model, not a curated record
GCCCCCUAUCGACAGGAAAUAAUAUGCACGGUUUGGAUGAAGAAUUCCUAUCGGUGCACGAAAUUGAUAUUAAAUCAACAAAGAAGCCGAAAAACUCCUUAAUUUAUACGAUAUGAAAUGUUUCAAAGAAUUUCGCGUCUAAUAAUACACGCAUUAAUCUGCGGUUUCGCCUGGACGUAACUUCCGGGUAUCACUCGCCAUCGUUCCUCUUUCUGAUGUUUGAGCGCAUAUUUUUUUUUUAGAUUUCUUCUCUGCUUUUUGGGGUAAAUAAUUGUUUUUUUUUACCCCGUGAGUUAAAACGCGGGUCUUAAAAUCGAGGGAAAGCGAUUUCUCUCGGCUUUUUGUUUAUGUUACGCCGAAAUAAAAGGGACUUGUUGCCGCGCAUGCGCACAACGAAAUCAGACGUGAUCACCGAGAGGCAACAGAGCCGUGCACCCAAAACAGCAACGUGAGAUCAUCUCAGAAGGAACUUAUUUACCGGUUCAGAUUCACCUACAGGAAAUAGUUGUUUUUUUCUUUGUUUUUAAAAAUACCGACUCCAUGGAGACAGUUCAUGUAAGACAUCAGCAGAUGAAAGUGAAGGACUUGUGGUGUCAAAGAAAAAGGAUUCAACACGAGAGAUAGGAAAGAACAUGGGCAUGUUCAGUCAUGGAUGAUGCAUGCAUUGCAGAAGCUUUCUCCUCAGAAGCAGUGUUCAGGACUGACACGGGGUCACGUUUGAAUAAUCUAGAAUGAAGGAAAUCAUCACAAACCUGGUGGUUCGGUGGUGGUGGUGGUGGUGGUCCACCUAGAUCUGUCAUUUUUGAACUUUUCCCUCCUUAUGUCUUCAGAACAAGUGAUUGGACCAAGAACUUGGCAAGAACCCAGAUGUAAAAUUCCUCCUUCCUCAAAGUAGGAUCUCCUGGAGUUGUCGUAGACAUCAUGGCUGUAUGUGUAGUGAAGCCUGCGCUCCUGCUGUGUCUGGUGAACUUGGGAUUUUCCUUCUCUGGGAUAUUUGACCCGUCAGGCAAAUACGGAACGGCCAGCGAGCAUGACGAGCGAGCCGAUUUCCAUACAGACACCAACGCCACGACAGAGCGAGGAUUUCACAUGGCGUCGAACGUCCACCCCAACCUUUAUUUCGACUUGGCGGAAGUGCGGCGGCUGAAAAAGAAAGCCGCCGGGACGCACGCACAGGUGUUUAAAGUUAUACGGAACGCAGUAACGACCAUGCUCGAAAGCCCGACGCUUUACCUACCACCCACGAACCAUGAGGAAUUCGCAAAGAAAUGGAACGAGAUUUAUGGCAACAACCUUCCACCGCUGGCGCUGUACUGCCUACUCCAGCCUGAAGAUGGCGCCGCGUUCCAGUUUUUAAUUAAAUACAUGGACCGUAUGGCUGAAUAUCCAGAUUGGAUGGUGACUAGCGCACCACACGAUGAAGUUCCCAUAUCCCAUUCCCUCACUGGCUUCGCUACAGCUUACGAUUUCAUUUAUACUUAUCUGGACAAUCAGAGAAAGGUUCUAUACCUCAAGAAGAUACGUUCCGUUACAGCGGAACUUUACGAACUGUCCAAGCAUAGAGGCUGGGGUCGGCAGUUUUUACAAAACCACCAGACUACGAACAUUCUAGCCAUGCUCACGGGAGCUAUCGUAACCGGUGUACAUAAAGAUCGUGAAGCCAUGAUGUGGAAGCAGGUCGCUGUAAACUACAUGGAAAAGACCAUGUUUCUCCUGAACCACAUUGUAGACGGUUCGCUGGACGAAGGCGUCGCGUAUGGGAGCUACACGGCCAAAUCGAUCACGCAGUAUGUUUUCUUGGCGGUGCGGCAUUUCGAAAUCGACAACAAGCAUAACAACUGGCUGAGAGCUCACUUCAUGUUCUACUACGCCACCGUGCUCCCUGGUUUUCAAAGAACCGUGGGCAUUGCAGAUUCCAACUACAACUGGUUCUAUGGGCCGGAGAGUCAGCUGGUGUUCCUGGAUGCGUUUGUUCUGAGGAACGGCUCAGGUAACUGGCUGGCGCAGCAGAUCAGAAAGUGUCGGCCCAAGGAUGGGCCCAUGACUCCAUCCGUGGCGCAGCGCUGGGCUACUUUACACACCGAGUUCAUCUGGUUUGACGCAGAGCUCACUCCUCAGCCGCCACCUGAUUUUGGGAAAGCAGACAUGCAUGUUUUUUCAAACUGGGGGGUGGUGACAUACGGCGCGGGGUUGCCGUCGGGGCAGGACAACACUUUUGUGUCUUUUAAAUCGGGGAAGUUAGGUGGACGAGCGGUGUACGACAUCGUCCACGCUAAGCCUUAUUCCUGGGUCGACGGCUGGACUAACUUCAACCCGGGUCAUGAGCACCCGGAUCAAAACUCCUUCACUUUUGCACCAAACGGACAAGUGUUUGUCUCUGAAGCGUUGUACGGUCCAAAAUACAGCUAUCUAAACAACGUCUUGGUGUUUGCACCUUCCCCAACUAGCCAGUGCAAUGCACCAUGGGAGGGGCAGCUAGGGGAAUGUUCCAAAUGGUUAAAAUGGGGCGAAAAGGAAGUAGGAGACAGCGCAGGUGAGGUCAUCGCGGCGUCCUCGCACCAGGACACCAUGUUCGUUAGCGGCGAAGCGGUGUCCGCUUACUCGUCCGCUAUGAAGCUCGUUAGUGUUUAUCGAGCCCUGGUUCUGCUCAACUCGCAAACCUUGUUAGUGUUAGAUCACGUCGAAAAGCAUGAAAAAUCCCCCCUAACCUCAGUAAGUGCCUUUUUCCACAAUCUUGACAUUGACCUGAGAUACGUCCCGCACAGGUCUUUGAAUAAAUACAGCGGCGCGCUAAUGGACGUAUGGGACGCUCAUUACGAGAUGUUUUGGUUUGACAGUCAGGGAGCCAGUCCCGUCGGUAGGAUACAAGAAGUAGAACAGGUCGCGGAGUUCAAAAAGAGGUGGACGCAGUUCAUAAACGUUACUUUUUCCAUGGACGGUGUAGUCAGCAGGGUGGCCUACCUGAUGCACGGCCCGUUUGUCAAAGUAUCAGACUGCAGGUUUGUUGACAACAGCAAAAAUGGAGUUAAACUGUCACUUACCCUGAAUGACACAGAGACCACCGUGUCCAUAGCAACAAACUACAAAGACAUUGGUGCCAGACUCACCUACUUAGGCUUCGCAGGAUUCGCAAAAGCAGAGAAUAAACACAGGAUUAUCAAUUUUGGUCAGGGAGUUCAGGUUCUACCCAGUCAAGAGAAAAAAGACUCCAUGUUUAACUUUGGUUUCAUGAUCAAUGUCAUCGCAGUGUGGAUUCUAUGUUUUGCCAUCGCGGUUUUGACCAUAAAGAGAAAGUUUAACGUCUCCUCCCGGAAACUUAUCCGCUGCACGGUCGUUUCAGUGCUAGUUUUCUGGGUGUUUGAACUCUUAGUGACGUCUCAUCGUUGUCAGGAGGUGCUGUGCGGCAUCAUGUGGCGGGAUCUCCGUGCCUCCGAGGAAGCCGUCACUCGAUCCACGUUCCCUCUCGAUCAGUCCCCAGACCCUCUUCCUUUCAUUAUCGUCACCUCGCUUCCCGGCUCUGGAGCUGAGAUCCUUCAACCCCUUUUUGACAACAGUUCCGACUUUGUGUAUCUUAGUGUUCCCUCCACCUACCUCCGUAUCCCUGAGACCAGUUUUGCUCCGGACUCGUUUGCAGACGCUUGCGAGUGGUCCAGAGCGGAUGCCCAGAACGGAAAGUUUCGAGCCAUCCAAGGAUGGUUCCAUUCGAUGUUACAUGGUAUCAGACUGCACCUGCAGAACAUUCAGCUCUACAAGAGCAGUAUCGAAGCAGUGAAUAAGGGAAUAAAGAAGAGACGGAAGCUGCUGAUGGAGGUGAGCGAGAUCAGAGACAGGAGGUCAGCAGCGAGAGAGGUGGAGUAUAUCAAGGAGUUGAGGCAGCACUUGACGGACUUCCCAAAUGCCUGCCCUGUGCUGAACCUUCGCAGCGGGAGCUGGUCCUUAAAACUCCCAUUCCUUCAAGAAGUCAUCGGACACUCGUUGAGAUCGGUUCAAGUAGUGCGUGACCCCCGGGCGUGGAUCUAUCUCAUGCUCUACAACAGCAAGCCGAGCCUUUACACCAGCAAAAACAUUCGAAAACACUUGCUGAACAUUUUGAACCAGCAUAGCGACAGGGUAGGACAGGCGUGCACGAGGUUCGACGCCGCAUUUCAGCCGUUACGAGAGAUCCUCGCUCAGCCAGACGCUAACCCUGUCCUCCUGCUGGCUCAUCUCUGGCUCGCUCACACGUCUGCCAGUCUCCGAGCGAGCGCCGACUUGCCCUCGUACACGUACCUACAGGUCAAAUUCGAGGACAUCGUGAACUUUCCUGAAGAUACCGCAGAAAAGAUACACAGGUUUCUCGGCGUCCCUGUUGCUCCGGCCGCCGUAAACCAGCUCGCGUUCGCCACGUCCACGAACCUGUAUCACAUAGUCUACGAAGGAGAUGUAUCACCUGCCAAAAUUAACAUGUGGAAAGAAAACAUGGCUCCUGACCAGAUUAGACUUAUAGAACAUGUGUGUGGGACCGUCAUGGACGUCCUCGAGUACAAAAGAUACGUGUCUGUAUGAAGUAAACGGAAUUGCUGUUUGUAUCAAUGCAAAACGGUUUAUAUAUAAAAAAUAUAUCUACAUUUAAAA